GCGAUUGCAACUAUGCAAAACACGGAGAGACAGGACGGUCACUGGGUACCUGCGCCGGCGGAUCUCGUUGUGUUCGAGUCUUCCGACCACAAGACAUCGGCCCAAGGAUCCCUCUUCAGCUCGAUCAUCAACAUUGGUGCUUUGGUUGGUGCUCUCUGCGGCG
Symbiodinium pilosum is the source of this 163-nucleotide messenger RNA. NCBI's taxonomy places the organism in Eukaryota, Dinophyceae, Suessiales, Symbiodiniaceae. The record is from the annotation of a GenBank genome assembly.